GGUUAGGUUUCCGAGCGCGGGGAACGGAACGGGACGGCAGAUUCUGGGGAAGAAAUGGCGGACGUGCAGUCGCCGCCGCCGCCGCCGCCGCCGAGCGGCCAGCGGCGGCUCGUCGGGCCAGCGCCGGACGCCCUGGGCUCGCUCCCCCUCGACGUCCUCGACAGCAUCCUCUCCCGCCUCCACAUCCACGACGUGGUCCGCACCUCCGCGCUGUCCCGAUCGUGGCGCCGCCGCUGGGAGUCGCUCCCCACCGUCGACCUCACGCGGAGCCCCGGCAUCAGCGCCUCCGACGUGGACGCGCUGCUCCUCCGCCGCACCGCGCCCGCCCGCUCCUUCCGCCUCGCCACGCGCGACCGCUCCUGGUCCCCUACCGCCUUCCACGACUGGCUCCUCCGCCUCUCCCGCGGCGGUGGCGGCGGCGGCCUCCGCGACCUGGAGCUGACCCUCCGGUACACGUACAUCAACAGCAAGCUCAACUCCUGCCUCUUCUCCUUUCGCGAGCUCACCUCGCUGAGACUCCACUGCUGCGGCCUCCCGCACGUGCCCACUGAGUUCGCCGGGUUCCCGAAUCUGAAGACGAUGUACCUCUCGGUGGUCAAAGUUCAGAGGCACGGGGGAAGGGGGUUGGCCACCCUGAUUGCUGCAUCGCCGGUGCUCCAGGAGGUGACUCUCAUCGACGUAGUGCUCAUUGGAGAUGGACCCGACGAAGAUUGGGUGAUUCGGGCUUCCAAUCUGCGGAAAUUGACGAUAGCUCUUGGCUCUGAAUAUGGUGGCCGGAUGGAAGACCUUCCACGGCUGGAGGAAUGUUGUCUCUUUGGCCUGAAUUAUGCCAAAUACUUGACGGGGAUGGCGCGAGUCACCAAGCUCACUUUCUACUGCAAUUGCAUGUUGUCAACUGAAGUUGACGUGCUGGAGCGAUUGCCGUUCCUGUUUGAGAACCUUAGAAGCUUAAUCCUUGGAGUGAAUUUUUGUAUGAUGUCUCACAUCUUGGCUAUUUUCUGCCUACUUAGAAGUGCGCCUGUUCUUGAAGAACUCGAUGUUUGGAAUUGGAGUGAGGGUGCCCAGGAAAUGGAAGCAAAUGAUGUGUUCUUGAAUGCUCAGUGGAUCAAUCAUAUGUUUGCCAAACUUCAUGUUGUGCGCAUGAAGAAGGUUUAUUGCCUCAAUAAUGAGAUGCACUUUAUAGAGUUCAUUCUGUCCAAGGCAAGAGUACUGCGAGUGCUUUCCCUCACUCUUGCGUCUGAUUCCCUGAGCAGUAUUGAGGAAGCAAUUAUUGAUAUAACAGAAUAUCCAAGAGCAUCACCUGAUGCGCAGGUCAUCUUCAUGGGUGUAGAGCCAGAAUCUGCAAAUAAUGAUAUGAAUGGUUUCCUGGAUUUAUCCGCUGAGUUUCCUGACGUGGAGGAGGAAGAGACAUCAGGCUUAGGAUCGCUGGAUACUGUACACCCUCGGAGAAGGCAGCGAUCCAACGGGGAGUCUGUAGCUCAGCUGCAGCUGCUUCAGGAGCAGCUGCAAGAGCUGGAAAAGGAGAAGGAUCAGCACCACAAGCCUACGGUGGAAGAAUUGAAAGAGAUUAUCCAGGAGGGUAAAAAAAACGCAAUUAAAUUUCAAAAUUACUUCGAAUCUACCAUCCAGUCUCUGUCUAAGCAACACGACCUUAGCCAAUUUAGGCUUCCCCCAUUGCCAGAGUUCCCAUCGGAGCUGUCAUCUCAUCCGGUCACCACCAGACCAGGAGACACUCCUGUCGAUCCUGCUGACAAUGUUGCUGCUAAUGUACCUGAGGAUUCUCGAGAAGGCCAUGCUACUUCUGGUGAUGCUGAUGUUCAUGUCCGUUCUCCAAUAGACUUCGUUGCCAAAUGUGUUGGGAAUGGUUGUGCAGAAUCUCCAGAAGACCAAAUCUGACGAGAGUUUCAUGAUUCUAGCCAUUUCUGUACUUCCUUUUGAUGUGAAAUUUUUAGUUCUUGACACCCCUCGAUGGUGGAACUUAACAGCUAGGUUAUGAUCUGUUGAUAAACAUUGCAUAGCCAAUUUAGUCGGGUAAGGGAAGGCAGCGACAGUUUUUGGAUGAACAAAUACACAAAUUCACGAUGGUACUCUAGUUAUAGAUUGACAGCCUUUGGAUGAACAAAGACUGCUUUUGGAAUUGACAUUUGGGUUCACACUGCA
Oryza sativa Japonica Group (Japanese rice) is the source of this 2160-nucleotide messenger RNA. RefSeq names its product F-box/FBD/LRR-repeat protein At1g13570. Gene Ontology annotation, molecular function: protein binding. The record is from RefSeq and is a predicted model, not a curated record. NCBI's taxonomy places the organism in Eukaryota, Viridiplantae, Streptophyta, Magnoliopsida, Poales, Poaceae.